AUGACCACCAGCGAAAGGAGGAAAAUCUUCUGCUCGGUCACUUUCCACGUCAUUGCCAUCACCUGCGUGGUCUGGUCCUUGUACGUGCUGAUAGACCGGACGGCAGAGGAGAUCAGGCAGGGCAAUGAUGACGGUGUCCUCGAAUGGCCAUUUUGGACAAAGCUGGUUGUGGUGGCCAUCGGCUUCACUGGAGGUCUGGUCUUCAUGUACGUCCAGUGCAAGGUCUAUGUGCAGCUAUGGCGCAGGCUGAAAGCCUACAACCGCGUGAUCUUUGUGCAGAACUGCCCGGACACAGCCAAGAGGGCGGAGAAGAACCGCUCUUGCACCGUGAGCGUGGACACCAAGGACGCUGGGGCAGCGCCCGCGUUGCCGACGGCGACCACUACACGGCCACCCACGGAGUCCGGGCCCACCGAGCUCGUACCCGUGUGA
Molecule: messenger RNA, 432 nt
Organism: Rangifer tarandus platyrhynchus (Svalbard reindeer)
Lineage: Eukaryota; Metazoa; Chordata; Mammalia; Artiodactyla; Cervidae
Source: the annotation of a GenBank genome assembly